Molecule: messenger RNA, 383 nt
Organism: Drosophila erecta
Lineage: Eukaryota; Metazoa; Arthropoda; Insecta; Diptera; Drosophilidae
Product: MICOS complex subunit Mic10
Exons: 2
Coding region: 56-280 (74 amino acids)
Cellular component (GO): mitochondrion; MICOS complex; mitochondrial inner membrane
Source: RefSeq, a predicted model, not a curated record
CUUGUCUGGCUUGCCUUAGCCCUUUUCGAUUUGCUGGCACUGAACAUUGGUGAAUAUGUCGACUGCCCCAGAAGAUCGGCUGCGUGAGAACCUCAAUCGAUGUCUGUCGGACUCCCUGGUGAAGGGAGUUGGUGGUCUGGUGAUCGGAUCCGUGGUCACCCUGCUCUUCUUCCGGAGGCGCAUAUGGCCCGUCUGGCUGGGCACUGGAUUUGGCGUGGGCGUGGCAUAUCGUGGCUGUGAGAAGGAGCUCAACGAUGUGAAGUUUGGCCAACGGAAGUGAACUUACGCAUUCGGACAUUGAAUUUUACUGCUGCUUACACGUGUUCGGUUUAAUGGCUUGCGUUUCUGUGGAUUGUGCCACCAUUUGAGUAAAUAAACUCGAA